UUUUCUCCCAACAUUCUACUAAAACGAGAAGCAACAUACAAUACGCUCAUUUGUCGUGUGUAAAAGUUCGAAACAAAUUUUAAUAAUCAUAAUAAAUAUUCAGUUUGAUCAAAGAUUAAUCUUUGUUUGUGCAUUUACUCAUUGAAUCGUAUUCGUGAAGAAGAGAAAAAAAAAAGAUUCGUAAAAAUGCCAGCGGAAAAUCUCGAAGAACAAGGUUUGGAGAAGAACCCAAACUUGGAAUUGGCUCAAACGAAGUUUCUGUUGACAUUGGCCGAAUACAAAGGCGACAAAUCGUUGCUGGAGAAAUUGAUGAACAGCAUCAAAGCGGAUAAUAUGGCACCAUGGUAUGAGCAAGUAUGCCAAGAUUUGGGCUGGCCCGUUGAUCAAACGCUAUUGAAUAACAUGAAAAAGGCCAAUACACAAAAGUUGGAAGAAUUGGAUGCGGCCAUCGAAGAUGCUGAAAAGAAUUUGGGCGAAGGUGAGGUACGCGAAGCAAAUCUCAAGAAAUCGGAAUAUCUCAGCAGCAUCGGUGACAAAGAAGCAGCUGUAUCGGCAUUUAGGAAAACAUACGAAAAGACCGUAUCGCUUGGUCAUCGUUUGGAUAUUGUGUUUCACAACAUACGAUUGGGAUUGUUCUAUUUGGACCACGAUCUCAUCACACGGAACAUUGAAAAGGCAAAAACAUUGAUCGAAGAGGGCGGCGAUUGGGAUCGACGCAAUCGAUUGAAGGUUUAUCAAGGCGUUUACAGCAUCGCAAUUCGUGAUUUUAAAAGUGCGGCCACUUUCUUUUUGGAUACGGUUAGCACAUUUACAUCGUAUGAAUUGAUGGACUAUGUUACAUUUGUGCGGUACACCGUUUAUGUUGCAAUCAUCAGCCUACCACGAAAUGAAUUGCGUGACAAAGUGAUCAAAGGUGCUGAAAUCCAAGAAGUUUUACACUCAUUGCCAACGGUUAAGGCAUACUUGUUCUCAUUGUAUGAUUGUCAAUAUGCUGAUUUCUUUAAGGAAUUGUCGAAAGUUGAGAUGGAACUACGUCAAGAUUAUUUGGCUCAUCCACACUAUCGUUUUUAUACGCGUGAAAUGAGAAUCAUUGCGUAUACACAACUUCUUGAUUCAUAUCGUUCACUAACAUUGGAAUAUAUGGCCGAAACUUUUGGCGUAUCAAUCGAUUACAUUGAUGCUGAACUCUCUCGAUUCAUUGCAGCUGGCCGUUUACAUUGCAAAGUCGAUCGUGUUGGCAAAAUUGUCGAAACAAAUCGUCCGGACAACAAGAAUUGGCAGUAUCAAUCGACAAUCAAACAGGGCGAUUUACUCUUGAAUCGCAUCCAAAAACUUAGCCGAGUCAUCAAUAUUUAAAUGUAACUUAUAAAAUCCGAAGGAAUAUUUUUUUUUGAUAUAAAACACAUGCAUUGAAAAUUUAUAUACUAAUAUCUUUAAGCACAUCGCGUUAAAGACUUUAAAUGCCUUUGGUCAAACAAAAAAAUUUCAACAUCAAAUAAAUGAAUAAAAUUGUUUUGAAAGUAAUUCACAUAACCC
Contarinia nasturtii (swede midge) is the source of this 1536-nucleotide messenger RNA. It is a transcript of the gene Rpn7, whose product is annotated as 26S proteasome non-ATPase regulatory subunit 6. The transcript has a single exon. Bases 187 to 1356 code for a protein of 389 amino acids. Gene Ontology annotation, biological process: proteasome-mediated ubiquitin-dependent protein catabolic process. The record is from RefSeq and is a predicted model, not a curated record. Gene Ontology annotation, cellular component: proteasome regulatory particle. Lineage: Eukaryota; Metazoa; Arthropoda; Insecta; Diptera; Cecidomyiidae.